Gracilinanus agilis (Agile Gracile Mouse Opossum) is the source of this 660-nucleotide messenger RNA. Its product is annotated as olfactory receptor 10Q1-like. Gene Ontology annotation, cellular component: membrane. The record is from RefSeq and is a predicted model, not a curated record. Gene Ontology annotation, biological process: G protein-coupled receptor signaling pathway. The annotation marks the transcript as partial. Gene Ontology annotation, molecular function: G protein-coupled receptor activity; olfactory receptor activity. The transcript has a single exon. Lineage: Eukaryota; Metazoa; Chordata; Mammalia; Didelphimorphia; Didelphidae.
UGUGCAGCCCAGAUGUUCCUGUUUUGCGCCCUUGGUGGUAUUGACUGUUUUUUAUUGACUGCCAUGGCAUAUGACCGCUUUGUGGCCAUCUGCCAUCCCUUGCACUAUACUCUCAUCAUGACCCAGAAGCGAUGUAUCCAGCUUGUGCUUGUUUCUCUGGUUCUGGCUGUCUCCCUUAAUCUACAACUCACAACACUGAUUUUCAACCUCCCUUUCUGUGGGCACCGCCUAGAGAUCAAUCAUUUCUUGUGUGAUGUCCCCCCUGUCCUACGCCUGGCCUGUGGUGACACCCAAGUGCAUCAAGCUGUCCUAUUUGUUGUGGGUAUCAUUGCACUGACCAUACCCUUUGUGUUCAUCUCCAUUUCCUAUAUCUUUAUUGCCAAUGCCAUUCUACGCAUCCACUCAGCAGAGGGGCGUCGGCGUGCCUUUUCCACAUGCUCAUCCCAUCUCUGUGUGGUCCUUUUGCAAUAUGGUUGUUGCAGCCUGGUCUAUAUGCGUCCUAGGUCCAGCACCUCAGAGGAUGAGGAGUGGCAGAUUGCCUUGGUUUACACCUUUGUUACACCUCUCCUCAACCCUGUCAUUUACACUCUACGGAAUAAGGAUGUCAAAGAUGCACUGAAAAAAUCCAUGAGCUGCAAAGUACUCUCUGAAGCUCCAUGA